Messenger RNA from Ipomoea nil (Japanese morning glory), 843 nucleotides. RefSeq lists its product as uncharacterized. The record is from RefSeq and is a predicted model, not a curated record. The transcript is spliced from 3 exons. Gene Ontology annotation, molecular function: structural constituent of ribosome. Bases 109 to 513 code for a protein of 134 amino acids. NCBI's taxonomy places the organism in Eukaryota, Viridiplantae, Streptophyta, Magnoliopsida, Solanales, Convolvulaceae. Gene Ontology annotation, biological process: translation. Gene Ontology annotation, cellular component: mitochondrial large ribosomal subunit.
UUACAAUUCGUUUUCGCAUCUGUUAAACCCUAAUCUCUCCGAAAAAUCAACAUUUCGUAUUAUCGUCUCUUUGUGAAGAGUGUAGAGUUGAAGAGCGAGCAACCGGUAAUGGCUUUGAGGGCAGCAAUGCUAAAGAGCUGCGGCGGCGCCGGCGCCGGCGCCGUCUCCAAUAUGGGAUUCCCUUCCAGCUUGCGUAGACUUGCUCAUGCCAUUGCGCAGCCUGCUCCACUGGACAGUGCCAUCGGCGGCCCGGCCCCUACAGCACCGCCUUUGGUUCUGCCUGAAUUUGAUGAAAGCAUCAAAGGUGACGCAGGAGAUAUCACCUUCAUCAAUGGGUCUAUGGAGCUCACGGCAGUCCCUAAGAAGAAGGUUUCUCGUCACAAGAGAGGGAUACGAAAUGGACCCAAGGCUCUGAAACCUCAACCAGUGAUUAUCCGCUGCAAGGCUUGUGGCCGAGUCAAAUUGCCACACUUCUUCUGUUGCAGUGGGAUUAGGCAAGACCCUGAACAGUAGAGACGUUCCACCCGCUGAUCAAAUUCAAUCGCCAGCAAUUGUUGAAGCACGAUGAAUGGGGGAUUAGUAAAUAUGCAGGGCUUCAUUCUUCUUUGUUGAAGCUGCCGGUUGAACCAUUAACAGCUCGAGAAUGUAGUUCUCGUCCCCCCCUUUUUUUAGGAAUAUAUUCCGCAAUAACUAUAUGGCUUUGAGAGUUUGAGUUGAGUGUCUUUCAAGAGGAAUGAAUUGUUUGAUGGAUUGAUCCUCUAACAAAAGCAUUAGACUUGUUUGACUUCCAAGGUAGAAAAGAUUACAUCUUUGCAAUGCAAGAAGGAUUGAUGUUUCAUUUCA